AGAGGACCUUCACUUACCCCACAUUAUAUCCAUCACCAAGGAAAUCCAGCAGGCCAAGCAUCGCAGUUUUAUGUCCCUCAACCUUAUCCACCCGCUGGACAGCAACCAUUUGCGGUACCAAGUCAAGUUCAGGCUGGGCAACCUUCUUCCCCUCCUACUCAUCCCAUUCCAGGCUCCCCAGGAUCCAACCGUCCGUAAACAUUCCAUUUCUUCGUUAAAGUCUCGUUUUCUCUUCAUUUUUUGUUGAUAAAAGAGAUGUUGGUUUACAGUUUCCAUUUUUUUAUCCUUUCAUCUGGGAGGAGAAAUGGAAGUAAGACCGUUUGCAUUUUGCAGUACACUAGUGACCCGUGACCCAAAGUAGGUUAGUUUUCUUUUGUUUGGCUCUGGGGAAUUACCCCAUGAACAACAUUUAUCCAUUGAAAAUAGUUUCCUUUAAUGAGAACAGCCCUCAACUGAAAAUAAUUUCAUGUUUGGUUU
This is a messenger RNA of Rubroshorea leprosula, 477 nucleotides long. The record is from the annotation of a GenBank genome assembly. NCBI's taxonomy places the organism in Eukaryota, Viridiplantae, Streptophyta, Magnoliopsida, Malvales, Dipterocarpaceae.